Pongo pygmaeus (Bornean orangutan) is the source of this 907-nucleotide messenger RNA. It is a transcript of the gene CFD, whose product is annotated as complement factor D. Lineage: Eukaryota; Metazoa; Chordata; Mammalia; Primates; Hominidae. The record is from RefSeq and is a predicted model, not a curated record. The coding region runs from base 77 to 838 and encodes 253 amino acids. Gene Ontology annotation, molecular function: serine-type endopeptidase activity. The transcript has 5 exons. Gene Ontology annotation, biological process: proteolysis.
UCCCGCCCCCUCCACCCUCAUAAAAGCACCCCCAAGGCCCUGCCUGGGUCAGUGUCUCAGCCACAGCGGCUUCACCAUGCACAGCUGGGAGCGCCUUGCAGUUCUGGUCCUCCUAGGAGCGGCCGCCUGCGCGGCGCAGCCCCGUGGUCGGAUCCUGGGCGGCAGAGAGGCCGAGGCGCACGCGCGGCCCUACAUGGCGUCGGUGCAGGUGAACGGCGCGCACCUGUGCGGCGGCGUCCUGGUGGCGGAGCAGUGGGUGCUGAGCGCGGCGCACUGCCUGGAGGACGCGGCCGAUGGGAAGGUGCAGGUUCUCCUGGGCGCGCACUCCCUGUCGCAGCCGGAGCCCUCCAAGCGCCUGUACGACGUGCUCCGCGCAGUGCCCCACCCGGACAGCCGGCCCGACACCAUCGACCACGACCUCCUGCUGCUACAGCUGUCGGAGAAGGCCACGCUGGGCCCUGCGGUGCGCCCCUUGCCCUGGCAGCGCGUGGACCACGACGUGGCGCCGGGAACUCUCUGCGACGUGGCCGGCUGGGGCAUAGUCAACCACGCGGGCCGCCGCCCCGACCGCCUGCAGCACGUGCUCUUGCCAGUGCUGGACCGCGCCACCUGCAACCGGCGCACGCACCACGACGGCGCCAUCACCGAGCGCAUGAUGUGCGCGGAGAGCAACCGCCGGGACAGCUGCAAGGGCGACUCCGGGGGCCCGCUGGUGUGCGGGGGCGUGCUCGAGGGCGUGGUCACCUCGGGCUCGCGCGUUUGCGGCAACCGCAAGAAGCCCGGGAUCUACACGCGCGUGGCGAGCUAUGCGGCCUGGAUCGACAGCGUCCUGGCCUAGGGUGCCAGGGCCUGAAGGUCGGCAUCACCCAACCAACAAAGUCCCGAGCACUAAAGUCAUCCACUCCUA